AUGUCGGUGAUCUUCAGAGCUUACGUUCGCGGCAGGAAGAAGCGGAUCGCGAUCGUCGGCGCGCUGCUGCUGCCGUUCAUGUACUUCGUCGGCGUGCACGACGUGCUGCCAGCCGACCUCGAGCCGCCGACGCCGCCGACGCCGCCGACGUUCCACCUCGAGCUGGUCGUGCUCACCUACGACCGGCCGCAUUCGCUCCGUCGUCUGCUCGAUUCGCUCGAAGCGGCAGAGUACGACGGCGACGCCGUGACGCUGCGCAUCUGCAUCGACGGGCCGCGCGACGAGGGCGCGCGCGCCGCACACGCCGAAAGCGUCGACGUCGCCCGUCGCUUCUCGUUCUCGCAUGGCAAGAAGCUGCUCGACGUGCGCGAGAGCAACGUCGGCGCUUACGUGCAGUGGUUCGACUGCUGGCGGCCCGGCGAGGCUCCGCACGCGUACGGUAUAAUCCUCGAGGACGACCUGCGCGUAUCGCCGUAUUUCUACCGCUGGCUGAAGCCGGCGCUGCUCACCUACGCCGACAAUCCGCAGGUCGGUGGCGUGACGUUGCAGCGGGGCACGCUCGUCGCACGCAGCGGUAAGCACCGCAACCCGCUGUGCGUCGGCUGUGGCGACACGGCCGCCUUCCUCUACCGACUACUCGGUACGUGGGGCUUCGCGCCGAUGCCGCGACAGUGGCGCCGCUUCCAGCGCUGGGUGCACGAGGCGAUGAAGGACGCAGAGUUCGUGCCGUACGUGCGCGACGCGCGACUCAUCACGAACGCCUGGCUGCGCAAGCGACACUCCAUUAUGAAAACAAUGCCCGCGGCGUACACGAUCCACUACCUGGCGAAGAACCAACUGUACACGGUGUACGCGAACCUACCGGACAACGCGACGCUGGCGUGCAACCACCGCGAGGCGGGCAUGAACUACCGCAAGAAUCAUGGCGACAUCGUCCUCGGCGAAUGUGACUUCGAGCCGCUGCGACACUGGGAGAAGCGAUUCACGGAGUUCCCCUAUAAUCCGGUUCGACUCGGAUGGGAUGCGCUCCCCGAGUCCGAUAUGGAUCCGUAACGACGUAAUUGUAAUUCUUCUUUUGGCUUGAAGUUUGCUAUAAGGUAACCUUGCCAAUGGUUUACUACACGGUUAUUUGUUUCACCAUCAAGCAUUCUAGCCAGCCAUCAAAGAUCAUGCGAAUGAAUAUGCAUGCUAUCGUUAUACUAAUCAAUGGAGAAGGAAAAACAUUAAACUACCAUUGAUGACUAGGGUUACUUAUACGGUAUAGCCUUCCGGUCGGUAAUUCUAUAUGUAAAAACGACGAGUUCUAAAUUUAUAUUUUUGAGACACUAUUGCAUCAUUCUCAUUAUUAUAGUCAUCAUAACAAACAUAAGCAAUUUAUAGAAGACCAUGAAAAACCGAAGACGAAGAUGGAAGAAGAAGAAGAAGAAGAAGAAUAAGAAGAAGAUGAUGAUGAUGA
Priapulus caudatus is the source of this 1456-nucleotide messenger RNA. RefSeq lists its product as uncharacterized. The record is from RefSeq and is a predicted model, not a curated record. The transcript has a single exon. Bases 1 to 1053 code for a protein of 350 amino acids. Lineage: Eukaryota; Metazoa; Priapulida; Priapulimorpha; Priapulimorphida; Priapulidae.